AAUAGGAAAAUCUAAAACCCUAAAUAGCUGCUCAAACCGCACAGCAGUUUGAGUUGGGGCUUCAACUUGAACUUCUACGACGAUGGGUGGAAAACUUAAAGAUACAGCUUCUCUCACCCAAUCGCUCAUCGAGGAAGUUCAAUCUAAGAAGAAGAACAAGAAGAAUAAACACAAAGAUAUCGAAACUGAAGAACCAAACGAAGAAAAUCUUAAACGAAAGCUUCAGGCGGUUGAAACGGAUGUGUGUAAAAAGAAGAAAAAGAAGCACAAGAAGGACCGGGAGAAUGGACACGACGCGAAAUCAGAUGAACAAGUAGUUAAAGAAGAAGAGGAAGAGGAAGAGGAAAGCAUUGAUGGGUCUAAGAAGAAGGAAAAGAAGAAGAAACGUAAUAAGGAGGGUAAAGAAAGCGAAACGAAUGAAGCAAAGGAAAGUGAAAACGGUGAAGCAAAACAAGAAGUGGAUUCUAAAGUGGUGGUGACUGGAAAAGGUGUGGAGGAAGCCAAGUACGUGUCGUUGAAAUCCUUUUCUGACGCAAGGCUUCCUGAGAAUGUGUUGGAAUGCUGUAAGAAUUUUAAGAAUCCAUCCCCAAUUCAGUCUCACGCCUGGCCAUUCUUGUUGAACGGCCGUGAUUUUAUAGGGAUUGCCAAAACUGGAUCAGGUAAGACAUUGGCAUUUGGGGUUCCUGCGAUUAUGCAUGUAUUGAAUAAGCGAAAGGGGAAGUCAGUGAAGAAGGCAAAUCCGCUCUGCCUUGUACUCUCACCUACUAGAGAGUUGGCUGACCAAAUUUACGAUGUUAUAUCCAAUGCUGGGAAACCUUGUGGUGUGAAAUCAGUCUGUGUGUAUGGAGGAACGUCAAAACAACCUCAAAUUUCAGCCCUACAAUUGGGUGUGGAUAUUGUCAUUGGAACUCCUGGUCGUCUGAUAGAUCUAAUAGAAAUGAAUGUCUGCCAUCUUAGUGAUGUAUCUUUUGUGGUUCUAGAUGAGGCAGAUCGAAUGCUUGAUAUGGGAUUUGAGGAGCCUGUCCGUUUGAUAUUGAGCAAAAUAUCGUCUGCUCGCCAGAUGGUAAUGUUCAGUGCCACGUGGCCUGUAGAAGUUCAUAAAUUAGCUGAGGAAUAUAUGGAUCCCAAUCCAGUUAAGGUGGUUGUGGGUUCAGAGGAUUUGGCUGCCAACCAUGAUGUUAUGCAGAUUGUUGAGGUCUUGGAUGAUCGUUCACGUGAUCAGCGCUUACUUGCUUUGCUAGAAAAAUAUCAUAAAUCUCAAAGGAACAGAGUGUUAGUUUUUGCCUUGUACCAGUUGGAAGCUGAUCGUAUUGAACAUAUGCUGCGAAAGAGUGGUUGGAAGGUUGUUGCAAUACAUGGUAAGAAAGCACAACAUGAUCGUACAAAGUCACUAUCUUUGUUCAAGCAGGGAACCUGUCCUUUGAUGGUUGCUACUGAUGUGGCUGCUCGGGGCUUGGACAUUCCUGAUGUUGAAGUAGUUAUUAACUAUUCUUUUCCUCUAACAACGGAAGAUUAUGUUCACAGAAUAGGAAGAACUGGCCGGGCUGGUAAGAAGGGUGUCUCUCACACAUUCUUCACUCAUCACAAUAAGGGACUUGCUGGGGAGCUGGUGAAUGUUCUGAGAGAAGCUGGGCAAGUUGUGCCCGCUGAUCUUCUGAAAUUUGGUACUCAUGUAAAGAAAAAGGAGUCGAAGCUUUAUGGGGCUCACUUCAGGGAAAUUUCAGCAGAUGCUCCAAAGGCUAAAAAAAUAACAUUUCAAGACUCUGAUGAAGAGUGAAUCAACAGCCCCUGAAACACAGUGACUCCUGUAGGGAUAGAAACUAGAUAUAUAGCGUCAACUAUUGAAAUUGGUGAAAGAGUUUCACAUUUGCUCUAUUUAAUUUUAUCAUUAUUUUUUAUUAUGCUUUUUGUCCUUGAUCCAGCAGCAAGACUGAUCUUGCACAUGAUCAGUCUGUGUUCGAGUAGCUUGAUGCUUAUAGAAAAUUUCCUUAGAACCCUUUUAGUAAAAGCUACCAGAUUUUACAUGCUUCUAAUUCGUCAGUACUCUUUUUCUUACUGUUUUGUUUGUGUAUGUAACUUAUUCAAUUAAUACAUUACCUUGGCAUUAUUUAUGGAGGAGAAUUUGAAAAUGGCAUUACAAUUUCUGAUA
Mangifera indica (mango) is the source of this 2149-nucleotide messenger RNA. Its product is annotated as DEAD-box ATP-dependent RNA helicase 5. Gene Ontology annotation, biological process: rRNA processing. Lineage: Eukaryota; Viridiplantae; Streptophyta; Magnoliopsida; Sapindales; Anacardiaceae. Gene Ontology annotation, molecular function: ATP binding; RNA binding; RNA helicase activity. The transcript has 13 exons. The record is from RefSeq and is a predicted model, not a curated record. Bases 83 to 1777 code for a protein of 564 amino acids. Gene Ontology annotation, cellular component: nucleolus.